AUGUCGUCGACGACAAGUACUAGGAUAAAUAAUAUUAAUGAAUUACCUGUGGACACAUUGGUCAAGUUGUUCACUUAUGUCAAUAGGACUAAUAAUGCAUCGUAUUGGUUGGUGAACCAUGCAUUGGUGUGUCGUCUGUGGACUGAGAAGGUGCUGCCGCAGGCAUGGCACGAGUUGUCAAUCUCCACCAAUCAGCCACCCGACCCCCUCAUCUACUAUUAUGAGCGCGGAAUCAUUCCGGGCGGCCAACCACUGCUCUACCGCCGUCUGGUGAUGCGCGUCGGCAAGGUGGCCGAGUACCUGGACAUCCUCAAAUCACUGACGACGGUGGACCUGCGCAACAACCCGUCGACCAACUCGAUAGUCGAUCGCCUGGCCGACACGCUCAAGUCCAACACAUCGAUCACCAGCCUCAACCUGUACAACAACCGACUGAUGCACAAGGGCGGCAUCACGAUCGCCAAGGCACUGGAGCGCAACACCCAUCUGCAGCAUCUGGACCUUGGCCUGAACAUGCUGGGCACGAAUGGCGGUCAGGCCAUCGGCGAGAUGCUCAAGAAGAACGCGUCGCUCACACACCUCGACCUGUCGUCCAACCAGCUUGGCAUCCGCGGCGCAGGCCCCAUCGUCGAGGCGCUCAAAGUGAACAAGGCGCUCAAACUGCUCGUGCUGCACUCGAACCAGCUGCGCGAUGAGUGCGCUCUGCCCCUGGCAGACGUGCUGCGCCAGAACGUCGGCUUUGUCCAGCUCGGCCUCAACGACAAUGAGAUCGGCGCCAAGAGCGGAGUGGCGUUGGCACGCAACCUCAAGACGAUGAAGGCGCUGUCCCAGUUGGACUUUGGCAAGAACGAGCUGGGCGACGAUGGUGGCCUGGCCAUGGCCGACACGAUCAAGGCCAACAAGGCCAUCACAGCGGUCAAUCUCAGCUGGAACAAGUUGGGUGCCAAGGCGGCCAAGGCCAUCUCGGACGCGAUCAAAGUCAACACAUCAGUCACAACAUUGGACCUCAGCUUCAACAACAUUGGCAGCGAGGGACUCAUCGCGCUUAGCGAGGCGCUCAAGACCAACAAGUCAAUCUGGUAUCUGGACUUGAGCCGUGUGACCUCGGGCAGUGAUGGCCACAUCGCCCUUGCCGGCGCAUUGCAGGUGAACAACACACUACAGCAUCUGGACCUCAACAACUGCAAGAUGGCCAACGAUGCUGGUAUCGCCAUCGCCCAGGCGCUCGUGGCCAACCGCACUCUGUCCACUCUGGUGCUAUCCAACAACAACACGUUUGGCAAGGAGACGCUGGCUGCAUUUGGCCAGACACUGGCCACGAAUCGCGCACUCAUCAAUCUUGCAUUCGCCACAUGCGCACUCAACGCCGAAGCUGUCGAGGCACUGUUCACCUCGCUGGCACAAAACAAGUCACUCAUCCGUUUGGACGUGUCAGGUAAUCCGCUGGGUCCUGAUGGAGGCGCAGCCAUUGCGCGUCAUCUCCAGACGGCGCCACUACUAGAAUUGGUGUUGCAGAACUGCCAGCUGGGUGGCACUGGCGCCACCGCCGUGCUGGGCGCACUGUCCACAUCACUUCAAUCAAUUGAUCUGUCCAACAAUCAGAUCACACCCAACGCUGGCGCGGCGCUCACUCUGGCACUGUCAGCUGGACAUCUUAGCAAGGUGAACAUCGCCAGCAACAAGCUGGACGAUGACAACACACAACAAUUGAGCUCAGUGUUCCAGACCACUCGCUCACUUAUCCACAUCCAAAUGGUGUCCAAUCAGUUCUCCAAGGCAUCAAACAACGCCCUGCUCAAUGUCAUCAAGAAGAACAAGUCCAUCUUCUUCUACGACCUUGUCGAGGAGAUCUAA
Messenger RNA from Acytostelium subglobosum LB1, 1854 nucleotides. RefSeq lists its product as hypothetical. Gene Ontology annotation, molecular function: GTPase activator activity; small GTPase binding. Gene Ontology annotation, biological process: nucleocytoplasmic transport; activation of GTPase activity. The coding region runs from base 1 to 1854 and encodes 617 amino acids. Gene Ontology annotation, cellular component: cytosol; perinuclear region of cytoplasm; nucleus. The record is from RefSeq and is a predicted model, not a curated record. The transcript has a single exon. NCBI's taxonomy places the organism in Eukaryota, Evosea, Eumycetozoa, Acytosteliales, Acytosteliaceae.